UGUCUUUGGUCUUAUUCUAACAAAAAGUAAGCAAAGAAGAAUUAUCAUUAAAUACAUCAUCAACAAAAUGCCUUUUUGUUAUUAUAAUGGAGAUAUGGCUGCUAAAUUUACACCAACAUCAGUCAUUCAAAAAUUGAUACAUAAACAGAAAAAUGAGUCAAUGACAGGAUUUAUACAGUUAAUACAUUGUGUAACACCUAGCUAUUAUCAUUAUCAUUUUGGUUAUGCUGAUACAUUUACUGUACAAUUAUCGAAUAACCAAGAAGAAGGUCUUUUUCGUAUAACUUUUUUUGGAAAAGAUGCUUGGGAAUGGUCGAAAAAAUUAAACAUUAAUAUGGUCAUAACAAUUGAUGGAGGCGUCAUACUUUAUCCAGAAAUAAAUAAAUCAAGUAAAAAAACACCAGAAGUUAUAUUUACUGAAAAUUCUAAAAUUAAUAUUAUAAACAAAGAGUUUUUUAAAGAACCAAAUGAACACGGUCAAAAUGGGUUUUUUUGGAAUUUAUAAUUUAUUUACUUACUUAAUUGUAUUGUUGAUUUAAAUUUUCUUGUUAAU
Molecule: messenger RNA, 553 nt
Organism: Aphidius gifuensis
Lineage: Eukaryota; Metazoa; Arthropoda; Insecta; Hymenoptera; Braconidae
Exons: 3
Coding region: 68-505 (145 amino acids)
Source: RefSeq, a predicted model, not a curated record